Molecule: messenger RNA, 4012 nt
Organism: Tripterygium wilfordii
Lineage: Eukaryota; Viridiplantae; Streptophyta; Magnoliopsida; Celastrales; Celastraceae
Product: coatomer subunit alpha-1-like
Exons: 5
Coding region: 19-3879 (1286 amino acids)
Biological process (GO): retrograde vesicle-mediated transport, Golgi to endoplasmic reticulum; endoplasmic reticulum to Golgi vesicle-mediated transport; intracellular protein transport
Cellular component (GO): COPI vesicle coat
Molecular function (GO): structural molecule activity; protein binding
Source: RefSeq, a predicted model, not a curated record
UUUGUUUGAUUGAAGAAAAUGUUGACAAAAUUUGAGACGAAUAGUAUCAGAGUGAAGGGACUGAGUUUCCACAGCAAGCGGCCAUGGAUCCUGGCGAGUCUUCAAAGCGGCGUGAUCCAGCUAUGGGACUAUCGAAUGGGAACUCUGAUAGACAGGUUUGACGAACAUGUUGGGCCCGUUCGUGGCGUUCAUUUCCACAAAUCUCAACCACUUUUUGUGUCUGGAGGAGGUGAUUACAAGAUCAAAGUUUGGAACUAUAAGUUGCAUCAGUGCCUAUUUACACUUCUUGGACACCUUGAUUACAUUCGCACUGUGCAGUUUCAUCACGAGUAUCCAUGGAUUGUGAGUGCCAGUGAUGAUCAGACUAUUCGCAUAUGGAACUGGCAGUCUCGCACUUGCAUUUCUGUAUUGACGGGCCACAAUCACUAUGUUAUGUGUGCCUCAUUCCACCCCAAAGAAGACCUUGUUGUAUCAGCCUCUCUAGAUCAUACUGUACGUGUUUGGGAUAUUGGUGCCCUGAAAAAGAAGACUGUCUUCCCUGCAGAUGACAUCCUACGGUUGAGUCAGAAAAACACAGAUCCGUUUGGCAGUGUGGACGCUGUUGUUAAGUAUGUCUUGGAAGGUCAUGAACGGGGAGUCAACUGGGCUGCUUUCCAUCCUACUCUGCCUUUGAUUGUCUCAGGUGCAGAUGACCACCAAGUGAAGUUGUGGUGCAUGAACGACACAAAGGCUUGGGAAGUGGGCACCUUGAGUGGGCACAUGAAUAAUGUUUCAUGUGUUCUGUUCCAUGCCAAACAGGAUAUCAUUGUUUCCAAUUCAGAGGACAGAAGCAUCCGCGUGUGGGAUGUCACUAAGCGAACUGGUGUUCAGACUUUCCGAUGGAAGCAUGACCAAUUUUGGAUUCUUUCAUGUCACCCUGAGAUGAAUCUCCUAGCUGCUGGACAUGACAGCGGAAUGAUUGUUUUUAAGUUAGAGAGAGAGAGACAUGCCUUUGCAGUAAGUGGUGAUUCUUUGCUCUAUGCCAAAGACCGGUUUCUGAGAUUCUUUGAGUUUUCAACUCAAAAGGACACACAAGUUAUUCCAAUCAGACAGCCUGGGUCAUUCAGCUUGAACCAGAGCCCAAGGACCCUUUCUUAUAGUCCUACUGAAAAUGCUGUCCUUCUCUGCUCAGAUGUGGAUGGUGGAUCCUAUGAGUUAUAUAUCAUCCCUAGCAGCAACGUUGGUAGGGGUGAUAACAUGCAAGAGGCAAAAAGAGGUAUCGGGGGAUCAGCUGUAUUUAUUGCUCGGAAUAGGUUUGCGGUGCUUGACAAAAUUGGCAACAAAGUUAUAGUGAAGAACCUGAAAAAUGAGGCUGUUAAAAAUGUUGAACUCAAAUUUCAUGCAGAUGCAAUAUUCUAUGCUGGUACAGGUAACAUGUUGUGUAGGGCAGUGGAUAGGGUGCAAAUUUUUGAUCUCCAGCAGAGUGCAGUUCUUGGUGAACUUCACACACCUUUUAUCAAGUAUGUUGUUUGGUCUAAUGAUAUGGAGAGUGUUGCCUUGCUCAGCAAACAUGCCAUCAUCAUUGCUAGCAAGAAGCUUGUACAUCAAUGCACUCUUCAAGAGACAAUUCGUGUAAAAAGUGGUGCAUGGGAUGAUAAGGGUGUUUUCAUUUAUACAACUCUUAAUCACGUUAAAUACUGUCUCCCAAAUGGAGAUAGUGGGAUAAUCAGAACCCUCGAUGUCCCAAUAUACAUCACAAAGGUUUCUGGAAACACCCUCUUUUGCUUGGAUCGCGAUGGGAAGAAUAGGUCAAUAGUUAUUGAUGCAACUGAAUAUAUGUACAAGCUGUCUCUGUUGUGGCAGAGGUAUGAUCAUGUUGUGAGCAUGAUUAGGAACUCACGGGUUCGUGGGCAGGCAAUGAUUGCUUAUCUGCAACAGAAGGGAUUUCCUGAAGUAGCUCUCCAUUUUGUUAAGGAUGACAAAACUCGUUUCAAUUUGGCACUGGAGAGUGGAAACAUUCAAAUUGCUGUUGCAUCAGCUAAGGAGAUUGAUGAGAAAGAUCACUGGUAUAAAUUGGGGGUGGAAGCACUUCGCCAAGGCAAUGCAGGUAUUGUGGAGUAUGCCUAUCAGAGGACGAAGAGUUUUGAGAGAUUGUCUUUCCUUUAUCUCAUAACUGGUAAUAUGGAGAAGUUGUCGAAGAUGCUGAAAAACGCAAAAGUGAAGAAUGAUGUCAUGGGUCGGUUUCAUAACACCCUAUAUCUGGGUGAUGUCCAGGAACGUGUCAAGAUCUUGGAGAAUGUGGGCCACUUACCUCUUGCUUAUAUCACCGCUAAAACCCAUGGUCUACAAGAUACAGCUGAGCGAUUAGCCGCUGAGUUGGGAGAUAAUAUUCCAUCUCUACCAAAGGGUAAGGUACCCUCCCUUUUGAUGCCCCUGACUCCAAUAAUGUGUGCUGGUGAUUGGCCUCUUCUGGGAAUCAUGAAAGGCAUCUUUAAAGGUGGGCUGGAUAAUGUUGGCAGGGGUGCUGCAAAGUGUAAAUUAAAUAUGCGCUGGAGCGACCAGCUCGGCAAGACUAGACUUCCUACAGGUGCAGCAAGGCAAGCACAAAUGACAUUCUUGGACUCCUGGCCACCCGUUAUUCCACCUCGGCAGAAUCAAUGGCCCCAUUUUAGGUUCAGGAAUCGGGAGACCUUGCAUGAGGAGUUGAAUAGGCUGCCCGAGCAUAGAGGGACUAUGGAGUAUGCUUGUAUGCAUGUCGAGGACUUCGGUCCAGCCUAUCUUCGUGGAUAUGGCUGGAGAGGAGAGAUCGAAGAAGAGCCGGCAAUGUGGGAUGAUAACGAAGAAGAGGGAUGCAGGGAACGUGAAGAUUUGGAACUUCCCCCUGAGACAGACACACCUAAGGCUUCCACCAAUGCUCGUUCUUCUGUGUUUGUGGCACCAACUUCUGGCAUGCCUCUUAGCCAUAUUUGGAUCAAGAGAUCUUCACUCGCUGCUGAACAUGCUUCAGCUGGCAAUUUUGACACUGCAAUGCGGCUGCUCAGCAUGCAACUUGGAAUAAGAAACUUUGGUCCAUUGAAAUCCAUGUUUCUUGAUCUUCACGCUGGCAGCCAUUCCUAUGUACGUGCUUUUCCAUUAGCUCCUGUUACAUCACUCGCAAUUGGACGAGGAUGGAAUGAGUCAGCUAUCCCUAAUGUGAGGGUGCCACCAGCACUUGUGUUCAAUCUCUCUCAGUUGGAGGAGAAACUUCAGAUGGGCUAUAAGGCAACUACUUCUGGGAAAUUCAAUGAGGCUCUUCAUGUCUUCAUUAGCAUUCUUCAUACCAUUCCUCUGAUUGUUGUUGAGUCGAGGAGGGAAGUGGAUGAAGUCAGGGAGCUGAUUAUUACAGUCAAAGAAUAUGUUCUGGGUUUGAAAAUGGAACUAAAGAGGAGGGAAUUAAAAGAUAAUCCAGUACGUCAGCAGGAACUUGCAGCCUAUUUCACCCAUUGCAACCUGCAGUGGCCUCACUUACGCCUUGCUUUGCUAAAUGCAAUGACUCUGUGCUUCAAGGCAAAGAACCUCGCCACUGCUGCUAAUUUUGCCCAGCGGCUACUAGAGACAAACCCCCCAAAUGAGACCCAAGCAAAGACAGCAAGGCAAGUGCUGCAAGCUGCUGAGAGAGAGAUGAACGAUGCAUAUGAGCUCAAUUACGAUUUUAGAAACCCAUUUGUGACUUGUGGAGCGACUUAUGUGCCAAUUUACAGUGGACAGAAUGAUGUUUCCUGCCCUUAUUGUAGUUCUCGGUUUGUGCUGAGCCAGGAAGGGCAGCUAUGCAGUGUUUGUGAUCUUUCAGUUGUUGGGGCAAAUGCUUCAGGAUUGCUCUGCUCUCCUUCCCAGAUACUAUUGUUCAAGGUCGUAACUUGAGCUUCUGCGGCUUAUGCGAAACUGAACUUUCUUCAAAAAUUUUAUUUCUAUGUAGCUAUUUUUCUUUUUACAAUUUCAUUAAAAUGUUCGAUCAUAGAAUAAACGACACAUGAAUGAGGCCACUUGUUAGUUG